Coniophora puteana RWD-64-598 SS2 is the source of this 924-nucleotide messenger RNA. RefSeq lists its product as uncharacterized. Lineage: Eukaryota; Fungi; Basidiomycota; Agaricomycetes; Boletales; Coniophoraceae. The coding region runs from base 1 to 924 and encodes 307 amino acids. The record is from RefSeq and is a predicted model, not a curated record. The transcript has a single exon.
AUGCUUUCAAUUGUCAUCACCUUCGUUUUCGACCUUCUUUGCCGCUGCUUCACAUGCUUCUCCCCGCCACCCGAGGAAGGCACCCUUCCAGCCCCAGUCUCAUCCCGUCAGCUUCGCUCAGCCUUGCGCGAGUCGGCCGACUGGGGCCCUUAUCAGUCCAUCUUCCAUCCUAGCUCACACAAGUCUCUGCACUCGGCAUCAGCUUCGUCCUGCGAGAGCCAGAACGAUCAAAGCUACGAACACGGACGAUGCGACUCUCGUGAACUCGCCACGCCACCCACGUCUCCGCCCCUCCAGACUCCGCCCCUACGCCUAAGCCUGCCCCGCUACGAGGAGGAGUCGGGAUCAUUCUGGUCUCUACGGCGCAGCGCCACGAGCACCCGGAUCGGAGAGAUGCUGUCCCCCUCCCCCUCGCGCAGCCCUCGCAAGCUUCUCAAGUCGCUCUCGCUUCCUCGGCUCUCGCCCAAGCUUGCGACUCAGCCGUUCCGGGUGCACAACGCCUCGCAGGCCGUCGACGGCGCCGGGGGCAUGUUUUCCCUCCCUUUCCCCAUCAAGGCGGAGAUCGCUGUCCACGUCGACGUUCAUGUGGCUUCAGAGGCCAGGGCGGUGGAUGAGGAGGUUCGUUCAAAAAGCCCCGAUAACGACAGCGACAACGAUGUCCUUCAGACCCCCAUCGACUCUUUCUCCCCGUCGUCUGCUCUCGAGCAUUCCAACGACCGUGCCGGGUCUAGUCUGUACGUCGCCCGACUCGGAACCUGUCAUCUCUCCGUCACGACGAUCGAACGAAACGAAGAGCAAGAUAUCGAGAUGGAGAUUAUGGCAGUCAGCAAGGAGUUCUCCGGAUGGCGGGUGGAGGACUUGUCCGACGGGGAGUCCGACGUGGAUACGUCCGAGUCGGUGGAGCCCUAUUACAGUGUCGUUUAA